AUGGUUAGAGAAGGGUCCCGAUUAUUGGCCGACAUUCCGGCCGAAAAUUUAGUAGCUGACGAAGGUGAUGAGGAAAGGCGCCGAGUCAUAUCAACCAACGUGGCUUCAGAAAAGGUGGACUCAAAUGAUUGGUAUUUCGCGAAGUUUGGAGCUUUCGUCGAUUUGAUACGACGUACAGCUUAUUGGCUACGAUUGAUAAAAUUGCUUCGCGAACCCAAAAACACUCGUAAGGACACUACAUUCCUAUCCACAAGCGAGCUGAAAGAGGCAGAAAGAUUGCUGAUUUCGAAGGUUCAACAAGAAUGUUUUUAUCCGGAAUGGAGAACCCUCUCUAAAGGUGAAACGAUUCCACGCAAAUCUCCGCUGCGCUGGUAUAACCCAUAUAUAUCUACGGAUGGAUUGAUAAGAGUUGGAGGACGAUUAAAGCAUUCUAAAGAAUCCGAAGAUAAGAAGCAUCCAAUUGUUUUGCCCGCUAGGCACCAUUUUACGAGAUUGAUUAUAAGACACUAUCAUGAGAAGUUGCUUCACGCAGGACCUCAACUGCUACUAGGAGCAAUAAGACUCCGAUAUUGGCCAUUAGGUGGAAGGAAUCUCGCUCGCUACACUGUGCAUCACUGCCAAAAGUGUUAUCGAUCAAAACCGUCUGCAAUCCAGCAGUUCAUGGGAGAGCUGCCAUCGGCACGGGUCACCGUAUCUCGUCCGUUCUCACGAACGGGCGUUGACUACUUCGGACCACUUUAUCUAAGAUUAGCCCCGAGACGACCAGCAGUGAAGGCCCAUGUAGCGAUCUUCGUUUGUAUGUGUACCAAGGCAGUACACUUAGAGCUGGUGAGUGAUUUAUCUACCGACCGGUUUCUGCAAGCGCUGCGGAGAUUUAUCUCAAGGAGAGGGAUGUGUACGGAUAUUUACUCCGACAAUGGCACCAACAUCAUCGGAGCUCGCAAUAAACUUCGGGAAGUAUUGAAAUUGCUGAGAGAUAGCAGCCACCGAAAUCAAGUGUACAAGGAGUGUUCCAAUCAAGGGAUUCAAUGGCACUUUAAUCCACCUAGCGCGCCACACUUCGGAGGCUUGUGGGAGGCAGCCGUACGAUCAGCAAAAAACCAUUUAUUGAAGGUUCUUGGUGAGAGUGUGGCGACUCCCGAGGAUAUGAGCACAUUGCUCGUUCAAGUGGAAGGAUGCCUUAAUUCAAGACCGUUAACACAAAUGUCUGAGGACCCGAAUGACUUGGAACCGUUGACACCGGCCCAUUUCCUCAUAGGAACUUCUUUACAGGCGAUUCCGGAAGAAAAUGUGGAAACAAUGCCCACUAAUCGUUUGAAUUAUUGGCAGUUAAUCCAGAAACGGUUACAAGACUUCUGGAAGAGAUGGCGUAGAGAUUAUUUGGCCCAGCUGCAAGGAAGGAUGAAGCGAUGGAAACCACCUGUUGACAUCGUAGUUGGUAGGUUGGUAAUCAUUCAAGACGACAAUCAGCCUCCUAUGCGGUGGAAAAUGGGAAGAAUUAUGGAGGUACAUCCUGGGGAUGAUGGAAUUGUGCGGGUGGUGACACUUAAAACAUCUGCAGGAAUAUUGAAACGACCGGUGGAAAAAUUAUGCGUUUUGCCAAUCGAAGAACCCAGCAAUUAA
Toxorhynchites rutilus septentrionalis is the source of this 1623-nucleotide messenger RNA. RefSeq lists its product as uncharacterized. Bases 1 to 1623 code for a protein of 540 amino acids. Gene Ontology annotation, molecular function: nucleic acid binding. The record is from RefSeq and is a predicted model, not a curated record. NCBI's taxonomy places the organism in Eukaryota, Metazoa, Arthropoda, Insecta, Diptera, Culicidae. The transcript has a single exon. Gene Ontology annotation, biological process: DNA integration.